AUGGACUGUCCACAGUACCAACAGAGCAAACCUCAAAACAGCGCGCAUCAAUCCCGCGCAAAACCUACCAUGUUCAAAUUCUUCAACGACCCCAUCCUCGACUUUGAGCUGACCCGCCUCCUCGGCAGCACCUCAGCGGGCGGCUGCGACACAGCCGAGUUCCUAACCGCAGCCAGCAAGAUCAAGAAGAACGACCCAGAAUCCUGGCACGCGGCGUGGAAAGAACAAGGAGAGCGGGCUGAAGCAAUCGCAGAGAAUGCUGCUAAGAACGGGCUAAGCGCCAUGGCGAAGAACGGGUACCUGCGCGCGUCGAACUAUUUCCGCGCGGCUUCGUACCUGUUUCUCAACGAUGAUGCGAGGGUUGUGCCGUUGUCGAAGAGGUCGGUUGAGGCUUUUGUGAGAGCGACGGCGUUCAUGGAGGGGGAGGUUAGGUUGGUGGAUGUUCCAUAUGAGAAGGGUGUCAACAUGCCGGCGUACUUGUACCUUCCUCCUCCAGAGGCGAGACUGCCGGGCAAAACACCACUUCUGCUCUACUUCAGCGGUGCUGAUUCUACGAAAGAAGAGCUGCAUUUCCUGUUCGGUUACUCGGGCCCGCAGCUGGGCUAUGCUGUGCUUCUACUAGAGGGCCCGGGGCAGGGCUUGCUGUUGAAGAAGUCGGGGGUUCCUCUUCGGCCUGACUUUGAGGUCGUCGCAGACAAGGUGUUGGGGUUCCUUGAGGAUUUGGCUCGAUCGCAGCUGGAGUUGCAGUUGGAUCUGGAUAGGAUUGCUGUUGCGGGCGCUGUCACUGGGGGCUACUUUGCUCUGCGCGCAGCUACCGACGCCCGUGUCAAGGCAUGCGUGUCCAUUGAUCCGUUCUUCAGCAUGUUCGAUCUUGCGAUGACACGAGUGCCGCAAUCCUUCGUCAGCCUAUGGAAGGGCGGUUGGGUCACCAAGGAAAUGUUCAACUUGAUCGCGAGUCUGCAGAGCUGGUGGAGUUUCCAGAUACGGUGGGAGUUAGGCCUAGGUGUGAGUAGCAUGGGUGUUGAUUCGCCCGGUAUGAUGCUGCGACGCCUCGAGGACUUCUCUUUGGACACCAAGAAAGAUGGAAAGAUCCUGAACAGGGUCACGUGUCCUGUGCUUCUUACGGGACCGGGUGGGGGUGCCGAGAUGUACUCUUCCGCAGAAAGUGGGGCAGUCAAAAUCCACAAGCUACUCACCAAGGUGCCGGAAGGAAAUAAGGAACUCUGGACUCCGGCGGAGCCAGCAGAUGGCGGGUUGUCGGCUAGUAUUGGAGCCUGGCCUUUGUUAGCCCAGAGAAGCUUUUUGUUCCUAGACAAGCAUUUUGGGAUCAACCGGAAGAUAGUGUUGGAAAGCAAGUGA
Molecule: messenger RNA, 1359 nt
Organism: Alternaria infectoria
Lineage: Eukaryota; Fungi; Ascomycota; Dothideomycetes; Pleosporales; Pleosporaceae
Exons: 2
Coding region: 1-1359 (452 amino acids)
Source: RefSeq, a predicted model, not a curated record